Molecule: messenger RNA, 2167 nt
Organism: Mytilus trossulus (common blue mussel)
Lineage: Eukaryota; Metazoa; Mollusca; Bivalvia; Mytilida; Mytilidae
Product: nostrin-like
Exons: 16
Coding region: 282-1916 (544 amino acids)
Cellular component (GO): plasma membrane; cytoplasm
Molecular function (GO): protein binding
Source: RefSeq, a predicted model, not a curated record
AAACAAGUGGGAUUUAAUGAGUUAGGAAGCUAUUACAUACACAGAUUUGGAUUUAUUACAACAGUGAUGAAAAUUGGAUGUUAAACUUUCAUGAUGGGAUUGAAUAUUUUUGAAAAUUUGAUCAGAAUUGAAAACCUGAAAAUUCUGUUAUGUUUCAAUCAACAAAUCAGUGGUUUUUAGGUCUGUUGGAAAUCACAUGUUUUCAAUUAGCAUAAAAUCUAUUUUGAAUUAAAUGAUUGUUUUUUUGGAAUAUUCCAUUUUGAAGUUGUUAAAACACAAUAAUGAGUAAUACCCAUCCUUUCUGUAAACAUUGCCACAUAUGUAACCCUCCUAGGAACAAACGUCCUUUACAAAGACAGAAAAGUUUCUUCCCGGAAUCAGUUCAAAACUGGAUUAGAGGAAUGAAAUCCCCCUAUGGAUUACAUGAUAUAACACAGAGCCUUAACGGGUUUGAAGAGCUUAGGAAGUACAUAAAACAUGGAAGUGAGUUCUGUAAAGAAGUGGCUAAUAUUUUACAAGAGAGAUCUGAUUUAGAAAGCAAUUAUGCAAAAAAUCUACAGAGACUGAGUGGAAAAUUGUUAAAAGUUACUUCUAAUAAUAUUGGAACAUUAGCGGAAGGAUGGAAGGCUGUAGCUUCUAUGAUGGAACAGGAGUCAGAACUCCAUAAAAAUCUAGCAUUAGCGUUUGUUGAAGAAAUAAGUAAACCUUUAAAGCUCUUGGUAGAAGCACAGAUUAAAGCCAGAAAACCUAUUGAGGUAGUUGUUGAUAAAAGUUUAAAGAAUCUAACAGACAAAAGGACAGAAGAAUAUAGAGCAAAGAAAUCUGCAUAUGCAUGUGCUAAAGAUUAUGAGAAAGGAGAAGAAUCCAAAAAUGACUCAAAGGCUGGAAAUAAAAAACACUCCGACAAAGAUAAAAUUAAGUUGGAGAAGAAAUGUGACCAGUACAGUAAAUCAUUAAAGAAAGCUGACAAAGAUUACUGUGAAUUAUGUGAGAAGGCAGAAGCAGCAAGACAAGAAUGGGACUUAAAUGUAUUAAAGGGAAGUGCCCAGCUACAGUCUUUAGAAGAGGAACGAAUAUCAAAGAUGUCAGAAUAUUUAAACCAAUACAAUAGUCACAUGUCAGUGAUGGGGCCAAAAAUAACUCAGUGUUGUGAUAGACUGAAUGAGGCAGUGGUGUCAGUAGAUUUACAAGGAGACCUGAGGACCAUAGUGCAGCAGAAAGGAUCAGGAGUAGCUGCUUCAGAACAGAUAUUAAUUGACUGUUAUGCAGAAGAUAUGCAAUUUUCUAUGAAACCAGAACGACGAAAAAAUUCAUUGCAAAAUUAUUUAUUAUUUAUAAGACAAUCAAUAGAAAGAGAAAGAAAAGGACGAGAAGGUGUAGAAAAAUUAGUAGAAGUAUAUAACCAAAGACCUGGUUUUGCAGACCCAGAAACACAAAUUGAGACCAAACAGAGGUUACUACAGGUUACAUAUAUGAUGAAUUUCUUAGAAGCUAGCCAUUUUAAAUUAGCCAACAGUUUUGCUUCAUUAGAUAAACAACAGAAAAUGGAACACAAAUUUGCCCAGUAUAUAGAAACUACAAGAGAUAAACAGGGAGUAGCAGUAUCAACAUUACGGUUACCAGCAAACAUGGCCAAUGAAGGGAAUUCAGGAUACGAUGUGACAUCGGUUACACUUACUACCCUUGCUAGUCAAGGCAAUGAGAAUGAAACAGGUUUUGCUGAUGAUGAGUUUGAGACAGAAUCUAUAGGACAAUGUAGAGCCUUGUAUGGUUAUGAAGCUACACAACAUGAUGAGUUGACCUUAACUGAAGGAGAUAUAAUAAACUUGUAUGAUAAACAACAAGAUGGCUGGUGGCAGGGAGAAUGUGGAGGCAAAAUUGGUAUAUUUCCAGCAACUUAUGUACAGGAAAUGUGAUAGUCUCCAUGAUCAAUAGUGUUAAGAUAUAAAUGGUAAAAGAUAUUUAACAUGGCAUUCAAUAGUUUUUAAAAUUUGUAAUUGUGCUAUUGUUCUACUGAAGUGAACUACAAAGCUUGUAAAGUAAUAAUCCCAAAUAUUUUGUUGACAGAUUUGAUGAACCUUUUGCACAGCCUUUACAUUUUUUAAUUGAAGAAAUGCUGAAUAAUUUUAAAUUUAAUGUAAAGGAGGACUUGUUACAAUAUAUAUGU